Clarias gariepinus (North African catfish) is the source of this 1774-nucleotide messenger RNA. RefSeq names its product proenkephalin a (gene penka). The transcript has 3 exons. Lineage: Eukaryota; Metazoa; Chordata; Actinopteri; Siluriformes; Clariidae. Bases 255 to 845 code for a protein of 196 amino acids. The record is from RefSeq and is a predicted model, not a curated record. Gene Ontology annotation, cellular component: neuronal cell body; axon terminus; dendrite. Gene Ontology annotation, biological process: neuropeptide signaling pathway; chemical synaptic transmission; sensory perception. Gene Ontology annotation, molecular function: opioid receptor binding.
GCCUGACCCCCCUCGCUGCUCAUCAUCACUGCGCUGUUGCUGCUGCUGUCACCGUGUGUGUGUGUGCGUGUGUGUGUGAGAGAGAGAGAGAGAGAGAGUAAGUGUGUGUACGUGUGCAGGUCUUUGAUCUGCUUCCUCUCACAGGGACUUUAGUCAACUCCACGUCCAACGAGGCUUCUGUGCCGAGAAAACCUUCAUCCAUCCAUCGGUUCCCGACUCGGAGCUCCGGAGGACUGACACCUUAAACACAGCUCAUGGCCCUGAUGGUGAACGUGUGCUGGUUGUUGGUGCUGAGCGCCUGCUUAGUGCUGACGGUGCGAGCGGAGUGCACUAAGGAGUGCGCACUCUGUCUGUACAGCUCGUUAACGGCGCAGCAGAUGGACAGCAGCACCGGGCCCUGCACGUUGGAGUGUGGGAGCAGCGUGGACCUGAGGAAGCUGGGCCUCUGUCGAAACGCUCUGAGCAAAGACGAGCCUGCCACUGCGGAUCAACAACCCGAGUCUGACAGCGCCGAGCACCUCCUGUCCAAGAAAUAUGGCGGUUUCAUGAAACGCUACGGUGGCUUCAUGAUGAAGAAGGCAUCCGAAGACCUCAUGAAGGACGAAACUGAUGGAGUUUCCGACGAGGAGCUGGACGUCCUGAGGACGAUCCUGAGGGCGGGCCUGAACGCCGACGAGCCGGGCAAGGAGCUCCAGAAGCGCUACGGAGGCUUCAUGCGCAGGGUGGGCAGGCCGCAGUGGCUGGACGAGCCCAAAUCCUACGGUCUUCACAAACGCUGGGAGGAGGAGGGAGCGGAGAACGUGUUGCCCGAGACGCACAAGAGAUACGGAGGCUUCAUGGAUUAAGAGCUGAUGCAAAGAUUCAAGACUCUCAUCGUGGCAAAACAGUCCCUAAUGUGUGCAGAGCUUACCAGUUAAUGCUAAUUUAUCAUGAGAUUAAAGUCAUUCUAUAAAGAUGGAGAUUCAUCAUGGGUGAUCCUUUGUGCGACUCUUUUGAGUCAAUCAUAUUAGUGAAACAGUUUGAAAGCAAAACAAUGUUAUUAUUUUAAAUCCUAUGUACAUUUCUCAAAGUACAAUAAAUAAAAUAAAUCAAGCAGAGUACAAUUAAAUGAAAGCCUCUGAUUAUAUGUUUUUCACUGUCUUGCAGAAUAACUGUGCAUUAGAUUCACAAUAUUAAAAAAUAAACAAAAUAACCUAUAUUUUUAAACAAAUGGUAAAUAUUUACAUCGAUUUCAGUUAAAAACAGUCAUCUGUCAUGUAGAUACAAUAAAUAACGAUCAUACGACCUCAUGUUGUCAUUAGUUUCAUGGUGAAUCAAAUGAAUCAGUAUUCAAUUCAUUUAAAAGCUGUAAGUAGUUCAAAAGAAUCGAAUCCCCAUAGUGCAUCAUGAAGCCUGUCACCUUCGCACUUAUGCGUACAGUAUAUCUCCUGAAUAACGUCUGUUCAGUAGUUAAAAGUGAGUGGUUUUAGUGUUUUGUUUGAAUGUUUACACCAUGCCUUCCUCUAUCUAUCUAUCUAUCUAUCCAUCCAUCCAUCCAUCCAUCCAUCCAUCCAUCCCUGGUUUAUGGACAGAUGGAACCUGUCGAGUUCAGGAAUCACAAUCGCUGCUUUCUCCGUCAAGUGUUAAAGUGAUUUGUUUACACAAAAUCAUGCAAUUUCUUUUUUAACCAGUAGGUCCAAGAUUUCAUCCAGGUGUUUAUGAUAAUGGUGUGUUCCUCACGUUGAUGUCAAAAUGUGUAUCAAUCAUUUCCAAUUGAUUGGCUGUAAACAGUACA